Messenger RNA from Ornithorhynchus anatinus (platypus), 13239 nucleotides. It is a transcript of the gene WDFY3, whose product is annotated as WD repeat and FYVE domain containing 3. Gene Ontology annotation, molecular function: protein binding; metal ion binding. The transcript is spliced from 68 exons. Bases 511 to 11196 code for a protein of 3561 amino acids. The record is from RefSeq and is a predicted model, not a curated record. NCBI's taxonomy places the organism in Eukaryota, Metazoa, Chordata, Mammalia, Monotremata, Ornithorhynchidae.
CGGGAGUCCGGGGUCUUUCCGUGGGUGGGGGAGGAGGAGAAGGAGGAGCAGGAGCAGGAGCAGGAGGGGGAUUAAAGAUGGCCACCCGCAGCCGGAGCAGCAGCCGGAGCCGGCGGAGGAGCAGCAGCAGUAGCCGGAGCUGGGGGAGACGCCGGCGGCCGGAGGAGACGAGCCGGGCCCGGCCUUGAUGGAGGAGAGGAGACCCCCGGCCCCGGCCCGUCCCCGGGACCCUCCCCCGGACCCCCUCCAGGCCCCGGGAGCCCCAGGACCGGCCCUGCCAGGAGCACCACGAAAGGGAGCGGCGGCCUUAACGCAGCCCCUCUUCGGCCCCGACCUUUGACCCCCCGACCUUUGGGACCAGCCCCCCCUUCCGACCCCGGUGAAUCACGCCUUCCCGUUUCUAAUCGAAAUCCUGGCAAGAGGAAUGUCCCCGACGGUCCCGGGAAUUCUGUACCAGUGAGGCAGGGAAUGCCCUAGAGGACCGGGGGCGACUUCCACAAAGCAGCCAAGAUGAACGUGGUGAAGAGGAUUAUGGGCCGGCCCCGGCAGGAAGAGUGCAGCCCCCAGGACAAUGCGCUGGGGCUCAUGCAUCUGCGCCGCCUCUUCACGGAGCUGUGUCACCCUCCCCGCCACAUGACCCAGAAGGAACAGGAAGAGAAGCUCUAUAUGAUGCUGCCAGUGUUUAAUAGGGUUUUUGGAAAUGCUCCCCCGAGUUCCAUGACAGAAAAGUUCUCCGACCUUCUGCAGUUUACAACCCAAGUCUCACGCCUGAUGGUGACUGAAAUCCGAAGGCGAGCAUCUAACAAGUCUACAGAGGAACAGUGUGUCCGGCUGACCACGGAGGAUUGUAAAGCCAUGACGCCUUCAGAGGCUGCGAGCCGUGCCAUAGUCCAGUUCCUGGAGAUCAAUCAGAGUGAGGAGGCCAGCAGAGGUUGGAUGCUUCUGACUACAAUUAAUUUGCUAGCAUCAUCGGGGCAGAAAACCGUGGACUGCAUGACAACCAUGUCGGUGCCUUCCACCCUCGUCAAGUGUCUCUAUCUCUUUUUCGACCUCCCACAUGUGCCUGAGGCAGCAGGGGGAGCCCAGAAUGAGCUGCCUCUAGCAGAGCGUCGAGCGCUGCUCCAGAAAGUCUUUGUGCAGAUCUUAGUGAAGCUGUGUAGUUUCGUGUCCCCGGCGGAAGAGCUGGCCCAGAAAGAUGACCUCCAGCUCCUGUUCAGCGCGAUAACGUCCUGGUGCCCACCCUAUAAUCUGCCCUGGAGGAAGAGUGCCGGCGAGGUCCUGAUGACCAUAUCCCGCCACGGCCUCAGUGUCAACGUAGUGAAAUACAUUCAUGAAAAAGAAUGCCUGUCCACAUGUGUUCAGAAUAUGCAACAGUCGGAUGACCUGUCACCCCUAGAAAUUGUCGAGAUGUUCGCUGGGCUUUCUUGCUUUCUCAAAGAUUCCAGCGAUGUGUCUCAGACAUUGCUAGAUGACUUUCGGAUAUGGCAAGGAUAUAACUUCCUCUGUGAUCUUUUGCUCAGAUUAGAACAGGCCAAGGAGGCAGAAUCUAAGGAUGCGGUGAAAGAUCUGGUCAACCUGAUAAUGUCGCUCACGACGUACGGCGUCAGCGAACUGAAACCCACCGGUGUGGCCACUGGAGCUCCCUUCUUGCUGCCUGGAUUUGCCGUGCCACAGCCUACGGGCAAAGGGUUCAGUGUGCGAAAUGUCCAAGCCUUCUCCGUCCUCCAGAAUGCAUUUUUAAAAGCAAAAACGAACUAUCUUGCCCAAAUCAUCCUCGACGCCAUCACAAACCUCUACGUCGCAGACAAUGCUAAUUAUUUCAUCCUGGAACCACAGCAUACGCUGUCCCAGUUUGCGGAAAAGAUUUCCAAACUCCCCGAGGUACAGAGCAAAUACUUUGAGAUGUUGGAGUUUGUUGUCUUCAGCUUGAACUACAUCCCUUGUAAAGAACUCAUCAGCGUCAGCAUCCUCUUAAAAUCCAGUACCUCAUACCAGUGUAGCAUCAUCGCCACAAAGACACUCCUCAAAUUCACCCGGCAUGACUGCAUAUUUAAGGACGUCUUCAGGGAGGUGGGCCUCUUAGAGGUGAUGGUUAAUCUUUUGCACAAAUAUGCAGCGCUCUUGAAAGAUCCCACCCAGGCACUGAAUGAACAAGGGGAGUCCAGAAACAACAGUUCUGGAGAAGACCAAAAACAACUAGCUUUGCUGGUAAUGGAAACCUUAACAGCACUUCUCCAUGGGUCAAAUACAAACGCAGGAAUUUUCCGGGAAUUUGGAGGUGCCAGGUGCGCACACAAUAUUGUCAAGUAUCCUCAGUGUCGACAGCACGCACUGAUGAUCAUUCAACAGUUGGUGUUAUCGCCUAGUGGCGAUGAUGACAUGGGCACUCUUCUAGGAUUGAUGCACUCAGCUCCGCCCACAGAAUUACAGUUGAAGACGGAUAUUUUAAAGGCCCUCCUGUCGGUCCUGAGAGAGAGUCAUCGCACCAGAACUGUUUUUCGGAAAGUGGGGGGAUUUGUGUACGUCACAUCUUUGCUUGUCGCCAUGGAGAGAUCCUUGAGCUCUCCGCCCAAGAAUGGCUGGGAGAAAGUGAACCAGAACCAUGUGUUCGAGCUCCUCCACACGGUUUUCUGCACGCUGACUGCGGCGAUGCGCUACGAACCGGCCAACUCGCAUUUCUUCAAGACGGAGAUCCAGUACGAGAAGCUGGCAGACGCUGUUCGAUUUCUCGGCUGCUUCUCUGACUUGCGAAAAAUUAGCUCCUUGAACGUCUUCCCCUCGAACACGCAGCCAUUUCAGAGAUUACUAGAGGACGAUCUGAUUGGCAUGGAGUCGGUGUCACCCACAUUGCGACAUUGCAGUAAAUUGUUCAUUUACCUCUACAAGGUAGCGACGGAUUCUUUUGACAGUCGUGCAGAACAGAUUCCUCCCUGCCUGUCAAAUGAGGCUUCUCUUCCCUCUCCUUGGGGUACGCCAGCUUUGUCCCGGAAAAGGCACGCGAACCAUUCGGUCUCGACACCCCCCAUUUAUCCUCCGAAAAACGUUGCGGAUCUGAAGGUCCACCCGGCCGCUCCACCAAUCCAGAGCACGGAGGCAGUGGUCAUCCACCCGGGGGCCAUGCUGGCUAUGCUCGACCUCCUAGCCUCAGUAGGCUCGACGACCCAGCCUGAGCACGCCCUGGACCUUCAGCUGGCGGUGGCCAACAUCCUGCAGUCUCUGGUGCACCUGGAGCGAAACCAGCAGGUCAUGUGCGAGGCCGGCCUCCACGCCCGCCUCCUGCUGCGGUGUAGCGCCGCCCUGGCCGACGAGGAUCACUCCCUCCACCCUCCGCUCCAGCGCAUGUUCGAGAGGUUGGCCUCGCAGGCCCUGGAACCCAUGGUGCUGAGGGAAUUUUUACGCUUGGCAAAUCCUUUAAAUUGUGGAGCCUGGGACGCAAAACUCCUAAAGCAAUAUCGAGUUCACAAACCCAGUUCGCUAAGUUUUGAACCUGAGAUGAGAAGUUGUAUGGUCACCUCAGUGGAAGGAUGGGGUUCUGACAACGUGUUCAGCGCGCAGGAAGAUAACCACUAUCGGAUCAGCAAGAGCCUGGUUAAGUCUGCCGAAGGGAGUACCGUGCCCCUGACGAGGGUCAAGUGCCUGGUCUCCAUGACAACGCCCCACGACAUCAGGCUUCACGGAUCAUCAGUCACUCCGGCAUUCGUUGAAUUCGACACGUCACUGGAAGGGUUUGGCUGCCUAUUCCUGCCGAGUUUAGCCCCACAUAACGCCCCAACCAAUAAUGCCGUCGCAACUGGUUUGACGGAUGGCGCUGUAGUCAGUGGAAUCGGAACAGGCGAAAGAUUCUUCCCCCCUCCGUCCGGUCUGAGCUACUCCACCUGGUUCUGCAUCGAACGUUUUAGCACACCACCGAAUAACCACCCGGUCCGCCUGUUGACGGUCGUGCGGCGAGCCAGCUCUUCCGAGCAACACUACGUCUGCCUGGCCAUCGUGCUCUCGGCCAAGGACCGCUCCCUGAUUGUGUCCAGUAAAGAGGAGCUGCUUCAGAAUUACGCCGACGAUUUCAGUGAAGAGUCGUCUUUUUACGAGCUCCUUCCUUGCUGCGCUCACUUCCGCUGUGGCGACCUCAUCGCUGAGGGCCAGUGGCACCAUCUAGUUCUCGUAAUGAGUAAAGGCAUGUUGAAAAACAGCACUGCGACCCUCUAUAUCGACGGGCAGCUCGUGAAUACCGUGAAGCUUCAUUAUGUUCACAGUACCCCCGGGGGAUCAGGGUCGGCGAACCCACCCGUGGUGAGUACAGUUUACGCCUACAUCGGCUCUCCGCCCGCCCAGCGUCAGCUGUCCUCAUUGGUGUGGCGUCUGGGCCCUACCCACUUCCUGGAGGAAGUCUUGCCCGUCGCCAGCGUGAGCACCAUUUACGAGCUCGGACCAAAUUACGUUGGAAGCUUUCAGGCAGUAGGAAUCCCAUGUAAAGAUUCCAAGUCUGAAGGCGUCAUCCCGUCUCCUGUAUCCUUAGUACCAGAGGAAAAAGUGUCUUUCGGGCUCUAUGCACUCUCUGUGUCUUCACUCACUGUGGCAAGAAUAAGGAAAGUUUACAACAAGUUAGACAGCAAAGCCAUCGCCAAGCAGCUGGCCAUUUCAUCGCACGAAAACGCCACCCCGGUGAAGCUGCUCCACAGUUCCGCGGGACACCUCAACGGCCCAGCACGCACUAUCGGUGCCGCCCUGAUCGGCUAUUUGGGAGUAAGAACGUUCGUCCCCAAGCCUGUGGCUACCACGCUACAGUACAUCGGGGGAGCGGCUGCCAUCUUGGGCCUGGUUGCGAUGGCGUCAGACGUUGAGGGCUUGUACGCAGCGGUGAAAGCCUUGGUUUGCGUGGUCAAGAGUAACCCCCUGGCCAGCAAAGAAAUGGAAAGGAUCAAGGGUUAUCAGUUGUUGGCCAUGCUCCUCAAGAAGAAGCGUUCCCUUCUGAAUAGCCACAUUCUCCACCUGACAUUUUCCUUGGUGGGAACCGUUGAUAGCGGCCACGAAACCUCCAUCAUUCCCAACUCAGCUGCCUUCCAGGAUCUUCUCUGUGACUUUGAAGUUUGGCUUCAUGCACCAUAUGAACUUCACCUUUCCUUGUUUGAACACUUCAUCGAACUGCUCACCGAGUCCAGUGAAGCCGCCAAGAACGCCAAAUUGAUGAGGGAGUUCCAGUUGAUCCCGAAGCUGCUGCUGACUCUUCGCGACACAACCUUGUCCCAGCCCACAAUCGCCGCCAUCAGCAACGUGCUGAGUUUCUUACUCCAGGGCUUUUCCAACAGCAACGACCUACUGAGGUUUGGCCAGUUUAUUUCCUCCACUUUGCCGACGUUUGCAGUCUGUGAGAAAUUCGUAGUGAUGGAAAUCAACAAUGAAGAAAAGCUAGACACAGGAGAUUUAAUGCGUGUGAUUUCCUGCCCAGGAACAGAAGAUGAAUUUGGAGGUCUCGUUUCUGCUAAUCUUAUCCUGCUGAGGAACCGACUGCUUGAUAUCCUGCUGAAACUGGUCUACACCUCUAAAGAAAAGACAAGCAUUAAUUUACAAGCUUGCGAGGAGCUCGUCAGGACGCUUGGCUUCGACUGGAUCAUGAUGUUCAUGGAAGAGCAUUUGCACCCGACGACGGUCACCGCCGCCAUGAGGAUCCUCGUCGUGUUGCUAAGCAACCAGCCCAUCCUCGCCAAGUUCAAAGAGGGCCUGAGUGGCGGGGGCUGGCUCCAACAGACCGAUUCUGUUCUGACUAACAAGAUUGGUACCGUCCUAGGCUUCAACGUGGGCAGGAGCGCCGGGGGCCGAUCCACGAUCAGGGAGAUCAACCGCGACGCCUGCCAUUUUUCGGGAUUCCCGGUCCUGCAGUCGUUUCUCCCCAAGCACACGAACGUGCCCCCCCUCUACUUCCUCCUCAUGGCGUUGUUCCUCCAGCAGCCCGCGACCGAGUUGCCCGAGAGCCUGCAGUUUGAUUUGGAUUCCAUCUGGACGUUUAUCUUUGGCGUUCCCGCCUCCAGCGGCCCAGUGGUCGGCUCCAUCCACAACGUCUGCACCGAAGCUGCGUUUUUGUUGCUGGCCAUGCUGCGCAGCAUGCUGAAUUCGCCCUGGCAGUCAGAAGAGGAGGGGUCGUGGCUGCGUGAAUAUCCCGUGACGCUGAUGCAGUUCUUCCGGUACUUGUAUCACAACGUCCCCGACCUGGCCUCCAUGUGGAUGAGUCCGGAGUUCCUGUGCACCUUGGCAGCCACCGUGUUCCCUUUCAACAUCCGCCCCUACUCCGAGAUGGUCACCGACCUCGACGACGAAGUAGGGUCUCCAGCCGAAGAAUUCAAAGCCUUUGCCGCCGACACGGGCAUGAACAGGAGCCAGUCAGAGUAUUGCAACGUCGGCUCGAAGACCUACCUGACCAAUCACCCGGCCAAGAAGUUCGUUUUUGACUUCAUGCGGGUCUUGAUUAUUGACAACCUCUGCCUCAUGCCCGCCAGCAAACAGACCCCACUGAUCGAUCUCCUGCUAGAAGCUUCUCCCGAGAGAUCUACAAGGACUCAGCAAAAGGAAUUUCAGACGUAUAUUUUGGAUAGUGUGAUGGACCAUUUACUCGCAGCUGACGUUUUAUUAGGGGAAGAUGCCUCUCUACCCAUCACCAGUGGAGGAAGUUAUCAAGUGCUGGUGAACAACGUGUUUUAUUUCACACAGCGGGUGGUGGACAAGCUGUGGCAGGGCAUGUUCAACAGGGAAUCCAAACUCCUUAUCGAGUUCAUUAUCCAGCUUAUUGCACAGUCGAAACGAAGGUCCCAAGGCCUGUCGCUGGACGCCGUGUAUCACUGCCUGAACCGGACCAUCCUCUACCAGUUCUCCAGGGCCCACAAAACCGUCGCCCAGCAAGUGGCUCUGCUGGAUUCCCUGAGGGUCCUGACGGUCCACCGGAAUUUAAUUCUCGGCCCUGGCAACCACGACCAGGAGUUCAUCAGCUGCCUGGCGCACUGCCUGAUGAAUCUGCACGUCGGGAGCAAUGUGGAUGGCUUUGGCCUGGAAGCAGAGGCCAGGAUGACCACCUGGCACGUGAUGAUCCCCUCCGAUAUAGAACCGGACGGCGGCUACAGUCAAGACGUCAGCGAAGGCCGUCAGCUUCUCCUCAAGGCUGUGAACCGUGUCUGGACGGAGCUGAUUCACAGUAAAAGGCAGGUUCUGGAGGAGAUCUUCAAGGUGUCCCUGCCAGUCAACGACCGCGGACAUGUGGACAUUGGCCUGGCGAGGCCUCUGAUCGAAGAGGCCGGGCUAAAGUGCUGGCAGAACCAUUUGGCGCACGAGAAGAAAUGCAUCAGCCGCGUGGAAGCGUUGGCUCCUUCCACGCAGUCAAAGCUGUCCAGGGUGAGCAGCGGCUUCGGCCUCUCGAAGCUGACGGGGUCGAGGAGGAACCGCAAGGAGAGCGGUCUGCACAGACACAACCUCUCCACGCAGGAGAUCUCCCAGUGGAUGUUUACUCACGUUGCGGUAGUUCGAGACUUAGUCGACACCCAGUACAAAGAGUAUCAAGAGCGUCAGCAGAACGCCCUGAAGUACGUGUCGGAAGAGUGGUGCCAGAUCGAGUACGAGCUAUUGCGGGAGAGGGGGCUGUGGGGACCCCCGAUCGGCUCACACCUGGAUAAAUGGAUGCUGGAGAUGACCGAGGGGCCGUGCAGGAUGAGGAAGAAGAUGGUGCGGAAUGACAUGUUCUACAUUCAAUACCCGUACGUGCCCGAGGCCGAACAGGAAGCCAACGUGCUGUCCGACCUCCCCAGUAAACAGCCCGAGAUCCCCGAUGAUACGAUUCCUCAAAAGAAGCCCGCUCGUUACCGGAGAGCGAUCAGCUAUGACAGCAAGGAGUACUACAUGCGCCUGGCCGCCGGAAACCCCGCCAUCGUCCAGGACGCCAUAGUGGACAGUUCCGAAGGGGAAGCCGCCCAGCAGGAGCCGGAACACGGCGAAGACACCAUCGCUAAAGUCAAAGGUCUGGUUAAGCCCCCGCUGAAGCGGUCCCGGUCUGCCCCCGACGGAGGGGAUGAAGAGAGCCAAGAGCAGCUUCAGGACCAGCUGGCCGAGGGCAGCUCGAUGGAUGAUGAGGAGAAGACGGACAACGCCACCCUCCUACGCCUGCUGGAGGACGGGGAGAAGAUCCAGCACAUGUAUCGCUGUGCUCGCGUCCAAGGUCUGGACACGAGCGAGGGACUGCUCCUCUUCGGGAAAGAGCAUUUCUACGUGAUCGACGGCUUCACCAUGACGGCCACCAGGGAGAUACGUGACAUCGAGACCCUUCCCCCCAACAUGCAUGAGCCUAUCAUUCCCAGAGGUGCCAGACAGGGUCCCAGCCAGCUCAAGAGGACGUGCAGCAUAUUUGCAUAUGAGGACAUCAAGGAAGUACACAAAAGGAGGUAUCUACUACAGCCAAUCGCUGUCGAGGUUUUCUCAGGAGACGGACGGAAUUACCUUCUCGCUUUUCAGAAAGGAGUUCGGAACAAAGUCUAUCAAAGGUUUCUGGCCGUGGUGCCGUCGCUGACCGACAGUUCGGAGUCGGUGUCCGGACAGCGACCGAACACCAGUGUGGAACAAGGGUCCGGAUUGCUCAGCACUUUGGUAGGAGAGAAGUCUGUGACCCAGAGGUGGGAGCGAGGAGAAAUCAGCAAUUUCCAGUACCUGAUGCACUUGAACACUUUGGCGGGCAGAUCCUACAACGACCUCAUGCAGUAUCCUGUCUUCCCGUGGAUCCUCGCAGACUAUGACUCGGAGGAAGUGGACCUUACUAACCCGAAGACGUUCAGGAACCUGGCCAAGCCAAUGGGAGCCCAAACGGACGAACGAUUAGCUCAGUAUAAGAAGCGGUACAAAGACUGGGAGGACCCUAACGGAGAGACGCCGGCCUACCAUUAUGGGACCCAUUACUCAUCCGCAAUGAUAGUGGCCUCUUAUCUGGUCCGGAUGGAGCCCUUUACCCAGAUAUUCCUGCGGCUACAGGGUGGCCACUUUGACCUGGCGGACCGAAUGUUUCACAGUGUGCGCGAGGCCUGGUAUUCCGCAUCAAAGCACAACAUGGCAGAUGUGAAAGAGCUCAUCCCGGAGUUCUUCUACCUCCCGGAGUUCCUGCUCAACUCCAACAACUUUGAUCUAGGGAGCAAGCAGAACGGCACCAAGCUCGGCGACGUGAUCCUGCCGCCGUGGGCCAAAGGCGAUCCCCGAGAAUUCAUCCGCGUCCAUCGUGAGGCCCUGGAGUGUGAUUACGUGAGCACCCACCUGCACGAGUGGAUCGACCUGAUCUUUGGCUACAAGCAGCAGGGCCCGGCCGCGGUAGAAGCCGUCAACGUCUUCCAUCAUCUCUUCUACGAGGGUCAGGUGGACAUCUACAACAUCAAUGACCCGCUGAAGGAGACCGCCACCAUCGGCUUCAUCAAUAACUUCGGGCAGAUCCCAAAGCAGCUCUUCAAAAAGCCCCAUCCCCCGAAGCGCGUGCGGAGUCGCCUGAACGGAGAGAACGCGGGAAUCUCGGCCCCGCCCGGGGCGACGGGAGAUAAGAUCUUCUUCCAUCACUUGGACAACCUGCGGCCUCCUCUCACGCCCGUCAAAGAGCUCAAGGAGCCCGUGGGGCAGAUCGUGUGCACCGAGAAGGGCGUCCUGGCCGUGGAGCAGAACAAGGUCCUCGUCCCACCCGCCUGGAACAAGACCUUCGCCUGGGGCUACGCCGACCUCAGCUGCAGGCUCGGCAACUACGAGUCGGACAAGGCGGUGACGGUCUACGAGUGCCUGUCCGACUGGGGCCAGGUGCUGUGCGCCAUCUGCCCCAACCCCAAGCUGGUGAUCACGGGGGGCACCAGCACGGUGGUGUGCGUCUGGGAGAUGGGCACCUCCAAGGAGAAGGCCAAGACGCUCACGCUGAAGCAGGCCCUGCUGGGCCACACGGACACGGUGACGUGCUCCACGGCCUCCCUGGCCUAUCACAUCAUCGUGAGCGGCUCCCGGGACCGCACCUGCAUCAUCUGGGACCUGAACAAGCUGUCCUUCAUCACCCAGCUGCGGGGCCACCGAGCCCCCGUGUCCGCCCUCUGUAUCAACGAGCUGACGGGGGACAUCGUGUCCUGCGCGGGCACCUACAUCCACGUGUGGAGCAUCAACGGGAACCCGGUGGUGAGCGCCAACACCUUCACGGGCCGCAGCCAGCAGAUCGUCUGCUGCUGCCUGUCCGAGAUGCAGGAGUGGGACACGCAGAACGUCAUCGUGACGGGACAUUCCGACGGAGUGGUCCGGUUUUGGAGGAUGGAGUUCCUGCAGGUCCCUGAGACCCCGGCCCCCGAACCCGCGGAGGCUCUGCAGCUGCACGAAGAUUGCCCAGAAGCUCAGAUAGGGCGGGAAGCCGCGGACGAGGACAGCAGCGACUCGGAGGCCGAGGAGCCGGGGGCCGGCCGGGACCCGAAGCCCGCGGAACCGCGGGACCCGCGGGACCCGCCGUCCGGCUCUCCCGGCGGCGCCAGCCCCCGGCCCAGCCCCCGGCCCAGCCCCCGGCCCAGCCCCCGGCCCCGGGCGAGCUCGGCCCGGGCCACGGCCGUCUGGUCCGUGGCCGACGGCGGCCCGGAGGACCCGCGGCGCUGGUCCGGCCAGCUCAGCCUGGACGAGAGGGACGGCUUCGUCUUCGUCAACUACUCGGAGGGAAGGCCGCGCCCGCCGAUUCCGCCCGCCGGCUCCCGCCCGCACCCCCACCCCGGAGACGGCCGGCCCUACAGCAAGCUCAAGCCGGGCUACCGGUGGGAGAGGCAGCUGGUGUUCCGGAGCAAGCUCACGAUGCACACGGCCUUCGACCGCAAGGACAACGCCCACCCGGCCGAAAUCACCGCCCUGGCCGUUUCCAAGGACCACAGCCGGAUCCUGGUGGGAGACAGCCGGGGCCGAGUGUUCAGCUGGUCCGUGAGCGACCAGCCCGGCCGCUCGGCCGCCGACCACUGGGUCAAGGACGAGGGCGGGGACAGCUGCUCGGGCUGCGCCGUGCGCUUCUCCCUCACCGAGCGCCGCCACCACUGCAGGAACUGCGGCCAGCUCUUCUGCCAGAAGUGCAGCCGUUUCCAGUCGGAAAUCAAGCGUUUGAAAAUCUCGUCGCCGGUGCGCGUCUGCCAGAACUGUUACUACAACCUGCAGCACGAGAGGGGGCCAGAGGACGGCUCGCGCCACUGACCGGCCCGCCCCCCUCCCCGCCCAUCUCCGUCUACACUCGUCCCCGUACCGCGGGCGGGCGGGAGGGCGGCCCCGCGAGGGUCGGGCACUGGACACGAGAGGCCCGGAGGGCCCGGCGCCCCCGCCCGGCCCGGCGCGCGAGCGAGCGGGGACGGCAGCCGCUCCGCUCCCUCGUCCCGCCUCUCCCCCCGUAGAGACGCUGCCCGCGUCGGGGCGGGGGACGGGGGACGGAGGCCCGGAGCCGGGACCGUGAGGCGGCGGCCUUCCGGGCCGGCCCCUGUGUAUAUUGUAAAUAGGUCGAUGGCCUUUUUAUCUAAACCCAGACUUACUUUGCCGACCGUAACACGGGACAGCGGAUUAACCACUAACGUACCCGCCGACGGAGCGUCUGUCUGGCAUCUCUCAUCUCUUCCCGUUGCUCCGGGCGAGCGUCUCCCUCCCACCCCCCACCGGCCGAGGCUUGCCCCCGGGUCUCCUCCGCUCCGUCGGCCCCGGGCUGGGUAUAGGGGGCGGCCGGUGACCCUUCGGUGGAUCUCUCUACCCGGCCCCCAGGAGCGGACUUGCACGGGACGGCCCCGGGGGGGCGACCCUCCGGCGACUUGUCCCGCGGCGCGCGGGACGGCGGAGGGGAAGGAGCGGCGGGGGUCCCGUCCGCCCCCUCGCCCCCACCACGUCGCCUCCGGUGCCGCGGGCUCGGCCGACCGUCUCGGAUCACGGUGUUGCCGGCCUCCGGGGGGGAUCCCGAAGCGUGAGCUCCGACCGCCCGUGCCGCCGCCGAGACGGACGCUCCCUCCCGGGCACGGCCCGGUCGGCCGGAAGGGCGGGAGCCGGGGGGACGGGCCCGCCCCGACCCCGACCGUCGGACCUCACGGGGGUCCCACGUUCCGCCGCGGACGCGUUCGGGUGACGGGGGGCCGAGGGCCUGCCGGGCCCGCCCCUCCCUGGUCCCGGGGAACUAGCAAGGCUGCGUUAGUGCCUUACCACGCCGUGGCGACCCACAGCCCCUCUUCCGGACCCGGUCUCGCCGAGCGGACCGCGAAUGCUACUUCCGUCUCUCCGACGAGGGCGGGGCGGAGGAGGCCUUCCCUUCUCCGCAGGUGGAAACGGCGCCUUCCCCUUCUCGCCGAGAGUCGGGGCGGCUCAGCCUCGCCGGGAAAGGGCACCGGGGCGGGGGGGGCCCCAAACCGCCCCCCCACUCCCCGCAGGACCCCUCCGUCCUAUUGGCGACGUGGGAGGAUUGACCGUCGGCACCGUUUUUCUGAUUUCUGAAGCAGAAGCAGAAAUGAGAAUCUGAUUUCAGUUCCUCGGGACAGCUUCACGUUUGCCACGUAAAAGACGCCUCGAGCCGAAUUCCGUCGUCUCCCCGGUUCCACGGCGGUCCGCGUUCUCGGCGAAGACCCCCCACAGCCUCCCAGGCCCGCGGCCGCCAGAGAAAUCCCGUUUCCAAAGGCAAGACCUGCAGCCCUUCUCCACCCGGUCAAUAGCGAAACACUUUAGAUAAGUUAUUUUGCACUUUCUUAUGUAUAAAAUCGGUAGAAACUUAUUUUUUGCUUUGUAUCAUUUAAAGACUUCAUUUCGUUCCGGUAAAUGAACUGUGUAUAAACUAUUUAUGCAGUUAAAACUGUUUUUAGAAAGUAUUUUUAAUUUCAGCAAGUUGGGUUACUUGUUGCAUGACUAUUAACACAGCUGACUUUUUGUGUCAGUGCAAUGUAUAUUUUUUCGUCCCGUUAUUAACUCGUAUGCCCUAGUCGAAGGCCCUCUGUACAGCGACCGAAGUCGACCGAAGAAACUGGCGAAGACCGGAUUGUGGAAUUUUGUACCAUACCGCAGAAUCCGAUAUCUGUUUUUUUUUUUGGUGGUUACGUCGAAGGCCUGAAAAAUUACUAUCUAGUGUGCGAUGUGUGAUCUCUGAAUGUUCACUGUAUAUUUGUCUCUGAUGCAAAAAGAUAGAGUAACACAACUACAAUACAUGAGUAAAUGCAAUAGAUCAGGUAUCUAAGUAUUUUUUUUCAUUUCAAAUAAAUACCUGCUAUUUACCACCAA